Brassicogethes aeneus is the source of this 1479-nucleotide messenger RNA. Lineage: Eukaryota; Metazoa; Arthropoda; Insecta; Coleoptera; Nitidulidae. The record is from the annotation of a GenBank genome assembly.
AAUCGAUAGAUAACACUCAUACCGUUCACUUCGCGUAACUCGUGCGCCAGUAUUUUUUCCAGUAUUUCGUUGGCAAACCGAAUCGAAUCAAAAUGCGAGUGGCAAUCAUUGGAGCCGGGGCUGCUGGCCUCUCUUCGGCCAGACACGCCGCCGCCACUGGCCACAAGUGCGACAUCUUCGAGAUGGGCGCCCAACUGGGGGGCACUUGGGUGUACACCGACGACGUCGGCACCGACAAAUACGGAUUUCCGGUCUAUUCCGCCAUGUACAAAGGAUUAAGAACAAAUUUGCCAAAGGAGGUUAUGGGUUUCCCAGAUUUCCCAGUGCCAGAAGAAAAUGCAUCCUACUUGUCCCAAGCUGACGUAUUGAAAUUCCUUCUUCAAUACGCAGACCACUUUAAACUAGAAGAAAUGAUUAAGUUCAACACAAUCGUAACCAAAGUCUCCCCGUUGGGAGAAAACCAAUGGGAAGUUCGGGCUGUAGAUAAACCAACAAGGAAGGAAUUCGUUGGUGUCUACGAUGCCGUGAUGGUGUGCAAUGGCCACUACAACGACCCCAUCAUACCGAAACUAAAAGGCCAGGAAAACUUCAAGGGUAAAAUAGACCACAGUCACCACUUUAGAUCGCCCGAGCAGUUCAAAGACAAAAGAGUUUUGGUCAUUGGAGGUGGCCCAUCCGGACUGGACCUGACUCUCCACAUUUCCAGAGUUGCCGAGCACGUAGUGUUAAGCCACCAUUCACCCGAUCCAAUCAACGCCACCUAUCCAUCCAACGUGCAACUCAAACCCGACGUUGCCUUCAUCAAAAACCACGAAGAAGUCGAAUUUGUCGACGGAUGUUGCUGUGCCUUCGACGAAAUACUCUUCUGCACCGGCUACAGAUACAGUUUUCCCUUCUUGGACGAGUCCUGCGGGAUUACAGUGGACGACAACCACAUCCAACCCCUCUACAAACACAUGAUCCACAUCGAAAGACCCACCAUGAGCUUCAUUGGCAUCCCCUUCAACGUUUGCGCCUUCCAAAUGUUCGAUCUUCAAGCACGAUUCUUCUGCAAAUACAUUUCUGGAUCGAUGGCGCUUCCAAGCACGGAAGAGAUGCGCGAGCACACCGAACAAGACAUGCGAUCUCGUUGGGCUAAAGGUUACACCAAAAGGCAAGCUCAUAUGAUGGGGCCCGACCAGAAGUCAUACUACGAAGAUGUAGCUGCAGAUGCCAAUACCACCCCAAUCGCUCCUGUUAUCAUCAAGUUGAGAGACCAAAGCGUCAAGAGGUUGUACGCUGACAUCCUUAACUUCAGGGAGGACAUAUACGAGAUUUUAGACAAUAACAACUUUGUAAAAGUAAACUGAAUAUUUAACAAAUUUUCUAGCCAUGCUCAAACUGGCAACUCUUAGUUUAUAAGAAAUGUGUGUAUUAUAAUUUAUUUUUUGUAUUUACUACUUACGUACUCAUGUUUAUUAAGGUUUUAAUAAAUAUUAU